Drosophila ananassae is the source of this 17244-nucleotide messenger RNA. RefSeq names its product histone acetyltransferase p300. Bases 2619 to 12926 code for a protein of 3435 amino acids. The transcript has 14 exons. The record is from RefSeq and is a predicted model, not a curated record. Gene Ontology annotation, molecular function: chromatin DNA binding; histone acetyltransferase activity; protein binding. NCBI's taxonomy places the organism in Eukaryota, Metazoa, Arthropoda, Insecta, Diptera, Drosophilidae. Gene Ontology annotation, cellular component: histone acetyltransferase complex; transcription regulator complex. Gene Ontology annotation, biological process: positive regulation of transcription by RNA polymerase II.
CUCUUGUGCUCUCCCGACCCCACCGGUGGCGCAUUUUUCCAGCUACGACUGAAACUGAAAAAGCGGAAUUGGGAAUCCGAGGAACACGAAUGCUCGCCAAAGCAAAACGGACAAAAAUUGGCGCAAAUUUACUCGCGAGGCGCAACCAGUGACGUCGUCGUCGGGGCUUUUUUUCAGUGCUUUAUGUGCAAUGUUAGAGCGGCAAACGGCGGCAGCAGCAGCAGCAACAACAACAACAUCUUUUGGCAGCAACUUCAGCAACAGCAACAACAACAACAAAAAUAAUAAUAACAAAAACAAAAACAAAUAUAAUAAUAAUAAUAAUAACAAGAAAAAUAACAGCCUAAAUGUGAAUUGCUUUUUGUAUUUAAAACAAAACUACGAAACAACAAAAAUAAAAAUUAAAUUAAUAAUAAAGUGAGAAAAAAAAAAAAAAGAACCGCCAAAAAAAAAACAAACAAAAACAAAAACAAGAAAAAAUGUUGCAACUGAGAGCGUAACACAAAACAUAGAAGAAGGAAGAAGGGAGAAGAGAAGAAGAGAGAGAAGUGCGGUGGCAGCAGAAGAAGAAGGCGGCAGCAUUAUAUUCUUUCUUCAAACAAACAAAAAAAAAAAAACAAACAAACAAAACAAAAAACAAGCAACAUCUUCCACAAGCAACAAUAACAACAACAAACAACAACAAGAAGAAGAGAUAGAGAAAGAGAAAGAAAGUAAGAGAGAGAGAGAAAUUAUUAAUUAUAAUAUAUAGAGCCCGCCCAGCCAAGGUCAACUUUUGGUUUUGGGGCAGAAACAACACAAAAUGCACGCGUGUGUCUGCUGCUGUUCGACAAACAACAAUUGCAACAACAACAACAACAACAUUCAGAACAACAACAACAACAACAACAUUAGCAUCUACAACAAGAACAGCAGCAACGGCAGCAACAACAACAACACAAGCAACAGCAACAACAUCAACAAGAAACAGUGUUGCAACAUUGUUAGUGUUGUAAGGACCAAGGAGCAGGAGCAGAAGCAGAAACAGAAACAGAAGGAGCAGGACAAGGACAAGGAUAAGGGUCAGUGGCAGGAACAACAUCCCACCGAGGAGUUGUUGUCUGCUGGCCCCCGAGCCAGUGCCAGCAACGACAACAACAACAAAAACAAAAAAAACAACAACAACAACAACAACAACAACAACAACAACGACAACAACCGCAACGGCAACGAUCUCAACGGCGCCGCAACGAUCUCAAGGCGGUGGUGGCGGCGGGAUCCUCCGGGAGCGAUUACGUCGACGACCAAUUCCUGUCCGCCGAUUAUUGUUAUUGAGGUGACGAUAGCGAUAGCACUGUUGUUGUUGCUGUCGUUGUAUCGGCAAUUGUCAUUAUUGGCCAAAAACAAAACUAACAACAACAACAUCAUAAGCAUUAGCAUCAGCAGCAGCAGCAGCAGCAGCAGCAGCAGCAGCAUCAUCCGCAUCAGCAGCAGCAGCAACAUAACUGUCGCAGCAACAACAUUACUUUCUUCUUCUUUAAAACAAAACAACAACAACAAUUCUUCUUCUUUAUCAGCAACAGCAACAACAACUGUUGAAACAACAACAAUUGCAACAAACAUUGCAAAACAACAACAAAAACAAGAAGAAUUAUUAUUAUUAUUGAAACAAGAAAAAGAAGAAGAAAAGGGAGAAGAAGAAAAGGAAGUAAAGGAAGAGGAAGAAACAGGAGCAGUGUUAGUUCACGCCAUUUGAGUGUGUGUGUGUCCCCUCCUCUCUUCACUCUCUCUAUAUAUAUCAUCAUCUCCCCCCCCUCUUUACUACUACUACUACCAUACUACUCCCCCCGCCGUCUCUCUGCGCGGUGUUGUUGUUGUCGUCUCCUACUCCACCUCUGUGUGUUGCAAAGUGUCCAAAAACGCAAAGAAAAAAAGAAAAAGAAAAGGAAAAGAGAAGAACCAAAACAACAACAAGAACAACAAGGAGCAAACUAACGGGUCAUCCAGGCAGUAAACAACACACUAAACAACAAACAAAACAAAAAAUAAAAACAAAUUAAAGAAAAAGAGAUAGAAAGAAAAGAAAAGAGAAAAGAAAAAAAAAAGAACAUCUUCAAACACUGAAACGCUGAAGGCGUAACUCGGUUCGUUUUUUUUUUUUUUUUUAAAUAUUUUUUUUCAUAAUUUUCCUCUUCCAUAUUUGUUGUUGUUGUUUGUUUGUUUUGGCAACCUGUGCGACAAAUGUCAAAAAGUAGCAAAAAAAAAAUUAAGCGAAAAAGAAUCAAGGAACGAACCUCAUCUUGAAGCUAAAAAAAAACAAAAAAAACUGCGAACGAAAAACAAAAAAAACAAACAAACUUUAAAGAAACAAAAAUAACAAGAACACGGUAACCAACAAGAAACAAAAAAAAAAAAAAAACAAACAAGAAAACAAGGGAAACAUCGAGAAUCCCUUUCGGCAAACAUAACGGCACCGGGUCCUACUACGUACGCCUCGUGUUGUCUCGUUCUCUCGGUUAUAAUUUUUGUUCUGUUUUUUUUUGCAUUGUUUUUUUUUUGAAAUAUCUAUUACCCCCCGUCUUUGGUUUCGGUUGCUGCCCUCCAGUGCAGCGACAUCGAACACAUACCACUAAUUCUAUAUGAUGGCCGAUCACUUAGACGAACCGCCUCAGAAGCGGCCCAAAAUGGAUCCAAUGACCACGGACAUCUCCUUGUUCCUGGAGGAGAACCUGCCGGACGAGUUGGUGUCCUCGAAUAGCGGCUGGUCGGAUCAGUUGACCGGCGGCGGCGGCGGCGGGGGCGGCGGCGGUGCCCCCGGAGUUAAUACAAAUUCCACCUCCGGACCAAAUGCCGGCGGCGGACCAAAUAAGCCACCUGCCCAGGGACCUGGACCCGGUUCUGGACCCGGCGGUGUUGGUGUCGGAGUCGUCGGCGGCGUUAAUGUUGGCGUCGUCGGCGGCGUCGGCGUUGUGCCUUCCCAGAUGAACGGAGCCGGCGGUGGCGGUGGCGGCGGCGGCGGCGGCGGCAGCAAUCCCGGCACUGGCGGUGAUGAUGGUAACGGUAAUGGAACCGGUGGCGGUAAUGCCGGACCACAGAUACGCCAAAUGCAACACCAUCAACAACAGCUGCAGCAUCUGCUCCAGCAGCAGCAGCAGCAGCAGGGCCAGAAGGGCGCCAUGGUGGUCGCCGGGAUGCAGCAACUGGGCAGCAAGUCGCCCAAUCUGCAGAGUCCCAACCAGGGCGGCAUGCAGCAGGUGGUGGGCACACAGAUGGGCAUGGUCAACUCGAUGCCCAUGUCCAUAUCGAAUAACGGCAACAACGGAAUGAAUGCCAUACCAGGCAUGAACACCAUCGCCCAGGGCAAUCUGGGCAACAUGGUGCUGACGAACAGCGUUGGCGGCGGAAUGGGCGGAAUGGUCAACCAGCUGAAGCAACAGCAGCCGGGCGGCGGCGGCGGUGCCGGCGGCAUGAUCAACGCUGUAUCCGUACCUGGUGGCCCGGGCGGACCCGGCUCGGGCCCGGGAGCGGGUGGCGGCGGCGCAGUCACACCCAACCAGGGCAUGCACAUGCAGAACGGACCGAUGAUGGGCCGGAUGGUGGGCCAGCAGCACAUGCUACGCGGUCCCCAUCUCAUGGGAGCGGCGGGCGGUGCCGGAGGACCCGGCAAUGGACCCGGAGGCGGAGGACCACGCAUGCAGACGCCCAACAUGCAGAUGGGACAACUGAACAGCCUGCCCUAUGGAGUGGGCCAGUAUGGCGGACCCGGCGGCAACAAUCCCCAGCAGCAGCAGCAGCAACAGCAGCAGCAGCAGCUCCUGGCCCAGCAAAUGGCCCAGAGGGGCGGCGUGGUGCCGGGCAUGCCCCAGGGCAACCGGCCCGUGGGCACUGUCGUCCCACUGCCGACUCUCGGCGGCGAUGGUUCCGUAUCCGGUGGCCAGCUGGUGGGCGGUAAUCCGCAACAACAGAUGCUUGGCCAGCAGCCGGGUGCGAUGGGCCCGAGGCCGCCACAACCCAAUCAACUGCUGGGGCAUCCUGGCCAGCAGCAACAGCAGCCAGGCACAUCCCAACAACAACAACAACAACAGCAACAGCAGCAAGGUGUUGGUGGCAUUGUUGGUGGUGCUGGUGGUGGUGUAGUGACCGGAACAGUUGGCGGUGCCGGUGGCGGAGCUGGCGGUGUGGUCACUGGUGCGGGUGGCGUGGCGACAGGCGGUCCAGGUGGCGGCAGUCGCGAUGUACCCGACGACCGGAAGCGGCAGAUCCAACAGCAGUUGAUGCUCCUCCUCCAUGCCCACAAGUGCAACCGGCGGGAGAACCUCAAUCCGAACCGUGAGGUGUGCAAUGUGAACUACUGCAAGGCCAUGAAGGCCGUCCUCGCCCACAUGGGUACCUGUAAGCAGAGCAAGGACUGCACCAUGCAACACUGCGCCUCCUCGCGCCAGAUCCUGCUCCACUACAAGACCUGCAUAAACAGCGCCUGCAUCAUCUGCUAUCCCUUCCGGCAGAAUCAUUCGGUGUUCCAGAACGCCAAUGUACCGCCCGGCGGCGGUGGUGGGUCUCAGGUUGGCGGCAAUGCCGUUGUGACCGGUGGUGGCCCAGUUUCCGCUGGACCUGGCGGUGCUGGUGGGAAUAGUGCUGGACCUGGUGGACCACCCGGUGGCAUCCAGCAACAGCAACAGCAGCAGCAGCAGCAGCAACAGAACCAACAGCCCAAUCUGUCUGGCCUGGUGGUGGACGGUAAGCCGGGCCAGCAAGUGGCGCCCGGUGGUGGCCAGAAUACGGCCAUUGUACUGCCCCAACAGCAACAGCAGCAGGGCGGAGCGGGUGGCGGCGGUGGCGGCGCUCCCGGAGCACCAAAGACACCACAGGACAUGGCCCAACAGCUGGCCCAGCAGCAGCAGCAGCAGGUGCACCAGCAACAAGUCCAGCAGCAACAGGAGCUGCGACGAUUCGACGGGAUGGGCCAGGUGGGACUGUCGCCGGUGACGGGUGGUGGCAUGCAACAGCAGCAACAAGGCCUGCCGCCCACCAUCCGCAUGCAGGGCGCCCCACCGGCCGUCAGGGUGCUUGGCCCUGGUCCCGGUGGACCCAGUGGACCCAAUGUCCUCGCCAACGAUGUCAACAGCCUGCAACAGCAACAGCAGCAGCAACAGAUGCUGCAACAGCAGCAGCAGGGCCAGAACCGUAGACGCGGCGGCGGUCUGCCCAACAUGGUGGACCAGCAGCAGCAGCAGCAGCAGCAACAGCAGCAGCAGCCCAAUCCCUCCCAGCUUGGCGGCAACAUUCCAGCACCGCUCUCGGUGAACGUCAGCGGCUUCGGCAAUGCCAACUUCGGUGGCGCCGGCGGAGCAACAGUGCCCGGCAACGGCCCCAACGAUAAGCAGCAACUGAAGGUGGCCCAAGUCCAUCCCCAGACCCAUGUGGUGGGGGCGGCGGGCAAUGCCGGUGCGGCGGGCAGUGGAGCAAGUGGCGGUCCAGUGGGUGCGCCCGGUUCCAGUUCCCUAAUGCCGGCGGAUACGACGGGCGCCGGUGGUGGCCCAAAUCCGGGCGGUAAUCCCAACCAGAAUGCCGGCACAGGAGCGGGCGGAGGCGCUGGCGGUGGCGGCGGCGGCGGUGGUUCCGGUACACCCGGAGACAACGAGAAGGACUGGCGGGAAUCGGUGACGGCCGAUCUGCGGAAUCAUCUCGUCCAUAAGCUGGUGCAGGCCAUCUUCCCCACCUCCGAUCCCACCACGAUGCAGGACAAGCGGAUGCACAACCUGGUCUCGUACGCGGAGAAGGUCGAGAAGGACAUGUACGAGAUGGCCAAGUCGCGCUCCGAGUACUACCACCUGCUGGCCGAGAAGAUCUACAAGAUCCAGAAGGAGCUGGAGGAGAAGCGGCUGAAGCGCAAGGAGCAGCACCAGCAGCAGAUCAUGCAGAUGCAACAGCAGCAGGCGACAGGUGGCGCCGGAACACCCGGUGGCGCCGGUGGUGUCCCAACUGGCGGAGCGGGUGUUGGUGUUGGUGUCGGAGUUGGUGGCGGUGUCCUGCCGCAAGGACAACAGGGCCAACCGGGCCAACAGCCCGGAGUCCAGCCCGGCGUCCGACCCAUCAUCAGUCCCAUUGGCGGUGUGAUGCCGCCACAGUUGCGACCGCAGGGACCGCCCGGAAUGGUCGGCCAGCAGCCGGGUGUCGGCGUGGGCGUUGGCGUUGGAGUGGGCGUGGGAGUCGGAGUGGGCGUGGGCGGAGUGACCAACAACAUGGUGACGAUGCGCAGCCACUCGCCCGGCGGCAACAUGCUAACCCUGCAACAGCAACGGAUGCACUUCUCCCAGCAGCCGCAGCCCCUCAACGCCGUCGGCGGUGUUGGGAAUAUGCUGGUGGGUCCACCCGGACCCAGUCCCGGUAGCAUGGUCGUCAAUCCCGCCCUGUCGCCCUACCAGACGGGCAAUGUGCUGACGAGUCCGGUGCCCGGGCAGCAGCCCCAGCCCGGCCAGCAGCAGCAGCAGCAGCAGUUCAUCAAUGCGAACGGAGGCAGCGGUGCCGGGAAUCCCCAGCUGAGCGAGAUCAUGAAGCAGCGCCACAUCCACCAGCAGCAGCAGCAGCAGCAACAGCAGCAGCAACAGGGCAUGCUCCUGCCACAGUCGCCGUUCAGUAAUGCCACGCCCCUGCAAGCGGGCGGCAACAACUUCAGUUCCUCCUUGCAACAGCAGCAGCAGCAGCAACAGCAGCAGCAGCAGCAGCAGCAACAGCAGCAGCAGCCGCAGCAGCAACAGAAACCGGGCAGUGUACUGAACAACAUGCCACCCACGCCCACCAGCCUGGAGGCGUUGAAUGCGGGCGGUGGUGGUGGUGGUGGCAGUGGAGCCAGUGGAGGAGCAACUGGAGCAGCCAACUCGAAUGCAACUGUUUCGGCGCCAAGUCCCUCGCCUGGUUUCCUAUCCAAUGGACCAUCGAUAGGGACGCCCUCGAACAACAACAACAACAACAGCAGCAGCAGCGCCAACAACAACCCGCCCUCGGUGUCCGGAAUGAUGCAACAGCCGUUGAGCAAUCGAGCCGCCACACCACCCAUCCACAACAUACCCAUACCCGCAUCUCCAGCGGCGGCGGCGACCGGUGCCUCCGGCGGUCUGGCGGCGAACAGUACGCCGGCAUCGGCGGCAGCGACAUGUGCCAGCAGUGGGAGUGGCAGCGGGAGCGGGAGUGGGAGCAACAGUAGCAGUAGCGGUGGAGCGACCGGUAGUGGAGCGGCUGUGGCCACCACAUCGGCGACAACGCCACUCAGCUGUGCCUCAUCCUCGGUGGCGACACCCACAUCGGCGACAAUGGCUUCCAGCAGUAACAGUAGUGCGGGAGGUGGAGGAACCGGCAGCGGUACGGCCACCACACCCGCCAGCAAUCCCCUGCUUCUGAUGUCCGGCGGCAGUGGCGGCGGCGGCGGAGGAGGAGGAGGAGCAACCAGUGCAGCAACCACCACACCUUCCUCGACGAGCAGCAGCCGGAUGAUGAGCAGCUCCAUGAGCCUGUCCUCGCAGAUGGCCGCACUGGAGGCGGCGGCCCGCGAUAAUGACGACGAGACGCCCUCGCCCUCCAAUGAGAACACCAACGGCAGUGGCGGAAGUGGCAAUGCCGGCGGCAUAGCCUCCAAGGGCAAGCUGGACUCCAUCAAGCAGGAGGACGACAUCAAGAAGGAGUUCAUGGACGACAGCUGCGGCGGCAACAACGACAGCUCCCAGAUGGACUGCUCCACGGGCGGUGGCAAGGGCAAGAACGUCAACAACGACGGCACCAGCUGCAUCAAGAUGGAGAUCAAGACGGAGGACGGCUCGGAGGUCAAGAUCAAGACGGAGGUGAUGGAUGUGGACGAGGCCGGUGGCUCUGCAGCGGGCGGUGGCCAUCAUGAUGGCGGCGCCGAAGGUGGCACUGGCAAGGACAACAUCAACGGAGCCCAUGACGGUGGCGCGGCUGGUGGCAGUUCCGUGGACAUUAAGCCCAAGACGGAGACGAAGCCACUGGUGCCGGAGCCACUGGCUCCCAAUGCUGGCGACAAGAAGAAGAAAUGCCAAUUCAAUCCGGAGGAACUGCGAACUGCCUUGCUGCCGACGCUGGAGAAGCUCUUCCGGCAGGAGCCCGAAUCCGUGCCAUUCCGGUAUGCCGUGGAUCCGCAGGCCCUCGGCAUUCCCGAUUACUUUGAGAUCGUGAAGAAGCCAAUGGAUCUGGGAACUAUACGGAACAAUAUCCAGAAUGGCAAGUACAGUGAUCCCUGGGAGUAUGUCGACGAUGUCUGGCUGAUGUUCGACAAUGCCUGGCUCUAUAAUCGCAAGACUUCAAGGGUAUAUCGUUACUGUACAAAGCUAUCGGAGGUAUUUGAGGCGGAAAUAGAUCCGGUGAUGCAGGCCCUGGGCUACUGUUGCGGCCGGAAGUACACCUUCAAUCCGCAAGUACUGUGCUGUUAUGGAAAGCAGCUCUGUACGAUCCCAAGGGACGCCAAGUACUAUAGCUACCAGAACAGUCUAAAGGAAUACGGUGUUGCCUCAAAUAGAUACACCUACUGCCAAAAGUGCUUUAACGACAUCCAGGGCGAUACGGUCACACUGGGCGACGAUCCUCUGCAGUCACAAACUCAAAUCAAAAAGGACCAGUUCAAGGAGAUGAAGAAUGACCACCUGGAGCUGGAGCCGUUUGUCGACUGCCAGGAGUGCGGCCGGAAACAGCACCAGAUCUGCGUCCUCUGGCUGGACUCGAUCUGGCCCGGCGGCUUCGUCUGCGACAACUGCCUGAAGAAGAAGAACUCGAAGCGGAAGGAGAACAAGUUCAAUGCCAAGCGCCUGCCCACCACCAAGCUCGGUGUCUACAUCGAGACCCGAGUGAACAACUUCCUCAAGAAGAAGGAGGCAGGAGCGGGCGAAGUCCAUAUCCGUGUGGUCAGCUCAUCCGACAAGUGUGUGGAGGUGAAGCCCGGAAUGCGACGUCGUUUCGUGGAAUCCGGUGAGAUGAUGCAGGAGUUCCCCUACCGGGCCAAGGCCCUGUUCGCCUUCGAGGAGGUGGACGGCAUCGAUGUCUGUUUCUUUGGUAUGCACGUCCAGGAGUAUGGAUCGGAGUGUCCGGCACCGAACACCCGACGUGUCUACAUCGCCUACCUCGACUCGGUGCACUUCUUCCGUCCACGGCAGUAUCGUACGGCUGUCUACCAUGAGAUCCUGCUCGGGUACAUGGACUAUGUGAAGCAGCUGGGCUAUACGAUGGCCCAUAUCUGGGCGUGUCCGCCGUCGGAGGGCGAUGACUAUAUCUUCCACUGCCAUCCCACGGAUCAGAAGAUACCGAAGCCGAAACGACUGCAGGAAUGGUACAAGAAGAUGCUCGACAAGGGCAUGAUCGAGAGGAUUAUUCAGGACUACAAGGACAUACUCAAGCAGGCCAUGGAGGAUAAGUUGGGAUCGGCGGCGGAGUUGCCAUACUUUGAGGGCGAUUUCUGGCCAAAUGUCCUCGAGGAGAGCAUCAAGGAGCUCGACCAGGAGGAGGAGGAGAAACGGAAACAGGCCGAGGCAGCCGAAGCAGCGGCAGCAGCUAAUCUCUUCUCCAUCGAGGACAAUGAGGUCAGUGGCGAUGGGAAGAAAAAGGGCCAGAAGAAGGCCAAGAAGUCCAACAAAUCGAAGGCCGCCCAACGAAAGAACAGCAAAAAGUCCAACGAACAUCAAUCCGGCAACGAUCUCUCCGCCAAGAUCUACGCCACCAUGGAGAAGCACAAGGAGGUCUUCUUCGUCAUCCGCCUCCAUUCGGCCCAGUCGGCGGCCAGCUUAGCGCCCAUUCAAGAUCCAGAUCCUUUGCUAACCUGCGAUCUAAUGGACGGACGCGAUGCCUUCCUCACUCUGGCCCGCGAUAAGCACUUUGAGUUCUCCUCCCUGCGCCGUGCCCAGUUCUCCACUCUCUCUAUGCUCUACGAGCUCCACAACCAGGGCCAGGACAAGUUCGUCUACACCUGCAACAACUGCAAGACGGCCGUGGAGACCCGCUACCACUGCACCGUCUGUGAUGACUUCGAUUUGUGUAUUGUGUGCAAGGAGAAGGUCGGACAUCCGCACAAGAUGGAGAAGCUCGGCUUCGAUAUCGACGAUGGCUCGGCGCCGGCGGAUCACAAGCAGGCCAAUCCCCAGGAGGCCCGGAAACAGUCCAUCCAGCGAUGCAUACAGUCUCUGGUGCAUGCGUGCCAGUGCCGGGAUGCCAACUGCCGGCUACCGUCCUGCCAGAAGAUGAAGCGCGUCGUCCAGCACACCAAGAACUGCAAGCGGAAGACCAAUGGCGGAUGUCCCAUCUGCAAGCAGCUGAUAGCUCUGUGCUGCUACCAUGCCAAGCACUGUCAGGAGCAGAAGUGUCCAGUGCCCUUCUGUCCCAACAUCAAGCACAAGCUCAAGCAGCAGCAGCUCCAGCAAAAACUCCAACAGCAACAGUUGCUGCGUCGUCGUGUGGCCCUCAUGUCCCGCACCUGCCCGGCACCCGCCGCCAUGUCCGGCUCGACGGCAGUCAGCGGCCCGGCCGUGGUCGCCAGCGGAGUGCCCGUGGUGGGCAUGUCCGGCGUGGCGGUUAGCCAGCAAGUGAUGCCCGGCCAGGCGGCCAUAAUGCCACCGGGCGCUGGUGGCAUGUCGCCUUCAACGGUGACAGUUCCAUCUCCAGUCUCGGGCGGAGGAGCCGGAGCCAAUGCCAUGGCGGGCAUGACGUCUCCCCAUCCCCACCAGCCGGGUAUCGGCAUGAAGCCCGGCGGUGGCCACUCCCCGUCCCCGAACGUACUCCAGGUAGUGAAGCAGGUCCAGGAGGAGGCGGCCCGCCAGCAGGUCUCGCACGGCGGUGGCUUCGGCAAGGGAGUGCCCAUGGCGCCGCCGGGAAUGAACCGUCCACUAGGCGGAGCCGGCGGCGGAGUGCCCAACCAGAAUGUCAACCAGCUGGGCGGCAUGGGCGUGGGUGUCGGCGUGGGCGGAGUCGGUAGCGGAGUCGGUGUCGGCGGAGUUGGUGUCAACCAGCUGGGCGGCGGCGGAGGCGGUGGUCCGACAGGAGGACCCGGAGGACCGGGCGGUGUCCCGGGCGGUGCCGGUAACUGCGGCAACGUCCUCAACGCCAACAACCUGCUCUCGAUGGACCAGUGGGGUGGAGGCGGAGGCGGCGGCGGUAAUCCCGGCGCCGGUGGCAAUCCCCAGGCCCGCUACGCCAACAACACGACCGGAAUGCGGCAGCCCAACCAGCUCAUCCAGCAGCAGCAGCAGCAGAACCUGCUCUCCCAACAGCAGCUCCAGCAGCAGCAGAUGAUGGCCCUCGGUGGCCCGAAUCAGAUGGGUGGCGGCGGUGGCGGCCAAAUGCCCGUUGGCGGCCAGCACGGCGGCAUGGGUAUGGGUGGAAUGGGUGCACCGACAAUGGCGGGCGCCGGAGCGGGUGGAGUUCGACCACCGCCCGGUGCCGGGGGCGGAGGCGGCGGUGGCGGCCAAGCCUCUGGUAGCCUGAACACCCAGCAACUGGCCCAGAUCAUGCAGAAGAUCAAGAACAAUCCGAACAACGAGAGCAACCAGCACAUCCUCACCAUUCUGAAGCAGAAUCCCCAGAUCAUGGCCGCCAUCAUCAAGCAGCGCCAGCAGAGCCACCAGUCCCAGAUCAAUGCUGCCGCGGCAGCGGGCGGUGGAGGAGCUGGUGGAGCCGGCGGUGCCCUCGGCCAGCAGCAGCAACAGCAGCAGCAGCAGCAGGCCGGCAAUGGGCCACAAAAUCCGCAGCAGCAGCAGCAACAACAGCAGCAACAGCAGCAGCAACAGGUGAUGCAGCAACAGCAGAUGCAACACAUGAUGAACCCCAACCAGCAGAUGAAUCCCAACCAGCAGCAGCAGCAGCAGCAGCAGGUGAACCUCAUGCAGCAGGGCGGCCCGGGGGGACCAGGUCCCCACCAGCGGAUGCCCAACAUGCAGAACGCCAUGAUGCUGCAGAACCUGCCGCCUGGAGUCACCACCCAAGGAGGCAUGGUGCCCAACCAGAACUGGAAGCAGAUGCGCUACAUGCCGAUGAACCAGUACCCGCCGCCCUACCAGCAGCGCCAGCGCGGCCCCCACAUGGGCGGCCCCGGCGGCGGCCCAGGACCCGGCCAGCAGCAGUUCCCGGUAGGCAGCGGCGGCGGAGCGGGCAACUUCAAUGCCGGCGGUGCCGUCGGCGGCGGCGGUGGAGGUCCUGGCGGCGAUCAGUACUCCAUGGCCAAUGCGGCAGCGGCAGCAGCCUCCAACAUGCUCCAGCAGCAGGGUCAGGUGGGCGUCGGAGUGGGCGGAGUCGGAGUGGGCGUUGGAGUCGGCGUGGGAGUAGGAGUGGGCGUCAAGCCCGGCCCGGGACAGCAGCAACAGCAGCAGAUGGGCGUGGGCAUGCCGCCGGGAGUGGGAGUGGGAGUGGGAAUGCAGCAGCAGCAGCAGCAACAGCAGCAGCAGCAACAGCCGCAACUGCAGCAGCAGCAGAUGAUGCAGGUGGCGAUGCCGAACUCGAAUGCCCAGCAGCAGCAGAAUCCGUCGCAGCAGCCGAAUGCCCAGGUGAUGGGACCCCCCACACCCCACUCGCUCCAGCAGCAACUGAUGCAGUCGGCCCGCUCCUCGCCGCCCAUCCGCUCGCCCCAGCCCACGCCCUCGCCACGGUCGGCGCCCUCGCCCCGGGCCGCCCCCUCAGCCUCGCCACGGGCCCAGCCCUCGCCCCACCACGUGAUGAGCAGCCAUUCGCCGGCGCCGCAAGGACCGCCGCACGACGGGAUGCACAAUCAUGGCAUGCACCAUCAGUCGCCGCUGCCCGGCGUCCCCCAGGACGUCGGCGUUGGUGUGGGUGUGGGCGUGGGCGUGGGCGUCGGUGUCGGCGUUGGUGUCGGUGUGGGGAAUGUGGGCGUGGGUGUGGGGAAUGCGGGAGGAGCACUGCCCGAUGCCUCCGAUCAGCUGACAAAGUUUGUGGAGCGGCUCUAGUGCAGCGGCGCCAAUAGCUACAACGGAUGGUAGCCCUGGAAGGAGACUCCAGACAAGCAAGGACAUGCAAGGACAUGCAGUGACAUGCAGUGACAUGCAAGGACAAGAAAACAACAGAAACACUCUCACACACACAUUAUACACUUUUUUAAUUCUUACUUUUGAAGAUAACUUAACUGUCUUCUCUCCUCCCAACAACAACAACAACAACAACAAACAACAACAACUAUCACAAUUAUUAAUUAAUUAAUUAAUUAGAUAGCAUUUAAGGCAAGCAAGCACACAAGCAGAAGGAUAUAAAAAAAAAUCACCACUAACUUUAAGUUUAGGACAACUUUGAACAAAGCAGCAUGUUGAUAUGAUUUCUCUUGAUAUAUAUUCUAAUAUAUAUAUUUCAUUCGAAAAAACAACAACAAACACACACACACACACACAUACACUACACUACACAACAAAGCUCUGGAUGUAUUAAAAAGAGAAUGCAACAAAAGCGUAUCCUUUGAAUUGCAUUAGAAAGAGAGAGCAAGAGAGAGAGAGAGAAAAGGAUCGAGAUCGAGAUCCCGUUAUGAUGACAACGUUUAACGUUGAACUUUAAAAAAAAAAAAAAGCUAAAGCUAAAGCUACGGCCUAACCUAGACCUAAAUCUUAAAUCUUAAAUCUUAAAUCUAAAUCUAAAUCUUUAAUCUUAAAAACUAAAAAACAAAAAAAAAACUAAAAAUCAUUUAAAUCAUGUGUAAUCCUUAAAAAAAAAAAACUUCUUAUUGACUUUUUUUUUUUUACACUACAUUUUAAGUAUACCCCCCCCUUAAAGCAACACACAAGUGACCAAUCAUUAAAAGUCAAAAUGAGUAUAAUAUAUAUAUAUUUCUUUUUUUUUUUUUUAAACUAAAAACUUUAUUUUUUUUUUUUUGAAAUCUCUUAUAAGUCAGAUUUUUGAACAGCAGCCUCCCCUUACUCCAUAUACCACCCCCUGCACCGCGACAAAAAAAAAACAAAAAAAAACUUAUUAAUUCAUAAGUACAUAUUUUGUGUACUUGUGUGUACGAUCGGCAGUUGAAUUAAGUGCUCCUUAUAGGAGCUUUACAUAUUUUGGGAACAUGCAUAGAAAGUAAUUACAAAAACAAAAAGCAACAAACAAACAAACAAAAAAUAACAUAUUUUUUAUACCAUCGAAAGAUAGAAACUUAGAAACAAAAGAAAAAAAAAAAACAAAGAAACGAAAAGAAAAUAACGGAAUAUCCUCAUCUGUAUUCUCCCCUCGGCAGAAAAAAGAGAAAAAAAAAAGCAAAUCAAAUCAUCACUUCCAAUUGACAGACAACAAUAAAAAUGGGUUUAUACCGUUAGAGAGAGAGAGAUGUCGCGCGAGAGAGAGAGUAUUUGAGAGAGAGAGCUAUCUAGCUGAGGGAGCAUACAGUCUUAUCAGGAAAAGAAAAAAAGAAAAGAAAAACAGUAACAUACCAAAAUAGGAUGGGGAAAAAUGGAGAAGCAAACAAAAAAAAUAGGGAUCGAUCGGUGGAGGUGGAGAAUAUGGAAAAAAAAAACCUUAAUUAACAAGAGCAACAAAAUAGCAAUAGCCAAAAUGCUUUGAAAACGAUUUUUAGUAUAUACUUGAGAUAUGAUAAGAGAUCUAAAUUAUAUAUAUAUUGUAGAAUAUAUACAUAUACAUAUAUUCAUAUGUAGGAGUUGUAAUAAUUCUAACAAAUUGUUCACAUUAUUGUGUAUUGUUUUGAUGAAGAAGUCGAAGGAAGAAGAGCCGUAUAAACCGGAAACGGAAGAAGAGUAGUAACUAGUAGAGUGUGUGUGUGUGUGUGGGUGUUGUAUCUGUGUGUGAGAGAGAGAGAGAGAGAGAGUGGAGAGAGUGAUUCAUAGAAUGAGUGUGCUUGUGUGCGUUCCUAUUCCUCAAUUAUAACAAAAACAAAAACAAACACCACUUUUUUUUUUCUACGUGUAAAUAACUUAAAAUUUUUUUUUACUUAGUAUUUGAUUUUGUGAUACCCAAAAAAAAAAACUGAAAAAAAAAUGCAAAAACCAAUUUGUCUCAAAAAAACAAACAACAAAAAAAAAUACAAAAAACUGAAUGUUAACUUUGGAGGAUUUUUGAAAGCGGAGAGAAGAUCGAUUGCUAUUUAUUAACGAUAAAAAAAAAAAACAACAACAACCACAACAAACUAAAAACUAAAAACAAAAAGGAAAUCAAUUUAGGUUUAUAGACUUUUUAGAAUUAGGCGUAUGGAACUAUUUAUUAGAGUGUAGACUGUAGUUUCCAAACUGGGUUCUUUCAUUAUACGGAAAUAUCACACGUCUAUAUAUAAAAUAUAUAAUAUAUAUAUAUGAUUUUUAGCAAUUAUGAUUUUUUUUUUUUAUACAUAUAUACAUCUAUAUAUAUAGUAUAUAGUAUAUAUAUUAUUGUUCAGGUCUAAGAUGUUUAGGACGAUGCAGGACGAUGUAAGGACGAUGAUCCUGAUGUUUUCGUUUUCAAAGCUGUUUUCUUUGUACAAGUUGCCGCCGCCGCCCAAGAAGUGUAUCAGUAGAAAGAGACAGACGGAGCGAAAUGGAAAGAGAUGGAGGGUAUCAGUUAUCACAUAUAUACACACAUACAUAGUAUAUAUAUAUAUAUUUUUUUUUUUUAUUCGUCUGUAAAGUAUUUAAUUAAGAUAAUGGAUAUAAACUACUUAUUCACUGCGCAUAGAAAUGCCUUCAGAAAAAAUUGCGAAAGUAAGCAGGAUUGACUAAAACUAAACAAAAAAAAAAAAACAUUAAAAUGUAAAUACCCUCAGCAUAUACAUAUACAAAUACAUACAAUAUAUAUAUAUAUAUACCAAUAUAUAUAUAUUGCAAAGUUUAUAUAACGGAUUAGGAGUAUAUAUAGUAUAUAUAUAGUAUAAGUAACAAAAAAAAAAAAAAACAGUUUGUAAAAUCCAAUGCCCUAGAUUGUAAGACGCGCCUAAGUAUAUCGGGUAUAGCGGUUAUAUCGUUUAUAUAUUUAUAAUUAUAAGUCUACACUCUCAAUUUAUACACACACACACACACCACACACUCACACACAUACCCACAUAUACACACUAAUAAAAAAUAUAUAUAUAUCGCGAUAUAUAUUAUAUAAUUCGUGUUUAGUUAGUGUGUUUUUAAACGAAACGCGCUUAGGGCGAGAAAUAAAUAAAUAAAUAAAAUGGAAAACUAAAAAAAAAAACAGAGAAAUUUUGAAAAUUUACCAGAAAAGAAAAAAAAAAAAAAGAAAUCCCAAUAGCUGCGCCUGCCUCCGAAUUUUUUUAAAUCGAGAAACUAAAAACAAGAAAACGGAUUAAAAAAUAAAAGCAAUGAGAAAACCCACGCUGCGCUGCACACAAUCAAAAAAAAAAAAAAAAAAAAACAAAUACAGAAAACCAGACACCAAAUAAGAAAUAAAAAAAAAAACCUAAAAAACUAAAGUAAAGUAAAAUAUAUUAAAAAUAUUAUAUAGAAAUCGUGUAAAAAUAAAAAAAAAACAAGGAAAACAUACUCAAGUCACUGGGCUCUGCCGCAGAAUGCCUUUGUACGUUAAAUGUAAAAAACAAAAAAAAAGAAAGCCACAAGUAUGUGUUAUCGGUGAUCGGUGAUCGGUAAUCGGUAAUCGGUAAAAGUUGCGAUAACAUGACGCUGCCUUCAAGUCGCAGUCGCCGCGUGUUGGUAGAAACAAAAAAACAAAACAGAAAACAAAAAACAAAAAAACAAAAACUCUUAACCUCCAAAUCGGUUCAGCGGGCGCAGCAGAAAAAAAAAAAUUAUUUUAAAAGCUGCUUUCCGCAUGGUUUUUUUUUUAUUUAAAUUUAAAUUAUUUUCCAAAAAAAAUUCAAAGAUUUGAGUGUGAAAGAGAGGGCGAAUGUGAGUGUGAGAAAGAGAGAGAGUGCUAGGCAAAGACAUGAAACUGUUUUUUUUUUUUUAGAAAACUUUCUAAUUUUUUUUGUAUUUUUUUUUUUUCAAUUUUUCCAAAUACGCAAGAAAGGGAGAGAGAGCAUAUUCCAAAACUAUUUGUGAUUACGAAAUAUAUAUGAACAUUAAAAAAAAAACAAAAAACAAAAAACGAAUGGCACUUCAAACACAACAAUUGAAGGGUUGUUAAAAAAUUAUUAAGCUAAGCCUUAGAUUAAAAAAAAAAAAACAAAACAAAAAGCCAGCGCUAAAAAUAUAUAUAUAUAUAAUUUAUAUAUCACACACCGACACACACACACACACACACACGCGUAUAUAGGAUAAAAAACGGAAGAUCUAAUAGAUAAGCGAAAAAAAACAGUUGUAAAUGAUAAAAAAUAAAUAAAAAAAAAAUUAAGAAAAAAAAAAA